Molecule: messenger RNA, 6603 nt
Organism: Vicugna pacos (alpaca)
Lineage: Eukaryota; Metazoa; Chordata; Mammalia; Artiodactyla; Camelidae
Gene: FLRT1
Product: fibronectin leucine rich transmembrane protein 1
Molecular function (GO): protein binding
Source: RefSeq, a predicted model, not a curated record
CUGCAGGGAAGGGUGCUGGGCACGGCCAGCUGUUUGUGAUCUGGAUUUGAAAAGAAAAGAGAUGGCAGAGAAUAAUCCCAGCCCCCUUGCAGAUCACGGGAAAGGGACAUUCAAGAAAACAGGUGAGAAGGCAGCGACUGGGUGAGAAGGACUCCUUCUUGGACAGAUGAGACCGGGGGUGAAGCAGGAAUAACCCGUCCGCCUACCUACCCAGCAAGAAAACCUUUCUACGAACAGGAGCAGCCAAGCAGGACUGAGCACCCCCCCCCACAACAUCUUCCCGAAGAGGGGCGUGUGGGGCCUGACAGCUCAGCGGCGCAUGUCAGCAGCUCCAGCCCCGCGGUGAACAUCUGAACUCCUCAGCGGGGUAAUGGGCGCCCUCCUCCCCGCCGCCGGAGACACAGCCUGAGUGGCAGGAAUACCCAUUCUUUGGAGAGCGGCUCCCUCUCAGCUCUGUCACGCAAGAACGCUCUCUGUACCGGAGCCUAUUCUGCCAAGUGACUUAAAGGGAUUUAAAAAAAAAAUUGGUAAAGAAAAAGGGGUAAAAGCCACGCAGAAGGCUUUCAGAGGAGGCGGUGGCCAACAGACAAAAGGGCGAAAGUUGAACGAGGGCUGCGAGACCAUUCUUCUCCGGAUGGGUGCCAGGCCAUAGGGCAUGCCUGGGGAGCAGGGGCCCAGAACACCCUUGGGCUGUGCACGGGAGUCCCGGGGACUCCGGGGGCACCCCUGCAGGCCCCUCAUGAGAGCCCCUCACUCCGGAGGGGAGAAGCCAGCAGCGCCCGCAGCCUAGGGCACAGAGGAUGCUGCUCCGGACCCACAGCCAUUUUUGAACACAAGGAGCCCAGCAAGGUCUCCUCCCUGUGCCCCGGGCGCCGCUGGCACCACCCAACAACCAGGUCUGUGGUCCGCACGCCAAGUGCCAAGGCCAGCAGGCGGGCAUGUGAGCAAGGCCCGGGCCCACCUCGACCACAAGCACAGCAUCCAGAGUGGCGGGCUCCCAGGCUAUAGCGAAGGAGCGAUUUGCAUUCUCUGAAGUUCGGGACAUCCCGCUGCCCGGCACCGCCCAGACGGCCUACGCGGUGAGGUGAACUCGAGGUGUAGAGGCUGCAAGUCAGGUGGGGCCCAGCUCCCCCAGCUGUCCACCAUGGUGGUGGCACACCCCACUGCCACCGCCACCACCACACCCGCUGCCACCAUCACGGCCACUGUUGUGAUGACCACGGCCACCAUGGACCUGCGGGACUGGCUUUUCCUCUGCUAUGGGCUCAUCGCCUUCCUCACGGAGGUCAUUGACAGCACCACGUGCCCCUCGGUGUGCCGCUGUGACAAUGGCUUCAUCUACUGCAACGACCGGGGGCUCACCUCCAUCCCCGCCGACAUCCCGGAUGACGCCACCACCCUCUACCUGCAGAACAACCAGAUCAACAACGCCGGCAUCCCCCAGGACUUGAAGACCAAGGUCAAUGUGCAGGUCAUCUACCUGUACGAGAACGACCUGGACGAGUUCCCCGUCAACCUGCCCCGCUCCCUGCGGGAGCUGCACCUGCAGGACAACAACGUGCGCACCAUCGCCCGGGACUCACUGGCCCGCAUCCCACUGCUAGAGAAGCUGCACCUGGACGACAACUCCGUGUCCACCGUCAGCAUCGAGGAGGAUGCCUUCGCUGACAGCAAGCAGCUCAAGCUGCUCUUCCUGAGCAGGAACCACCUUAGCAGCAUCCCCUCGGGGCUGCCCCGCACGCUGGAGGAGCUGCGGCUGGACGACAACCGCAUCUCCACCAUCCCGCUGCACGCCUUCAAGGGCCUCAGCAGCCUCCGGCGCCUGGUGCUGGACGGCAACCUGCUGGCCAACCAGCGCAUCGCCGACGACACCUUCAGCCGCCUGCAGAACCUGACCGAGCUCUCGCUGGUGCGUAACUCACUGGCCGCCCCGCCCCUCAACCUGCCCAGCGCCCGCCUGCAGAAGCUCUACCUGCAAGACAAUGCCAUCAGCCACGUGCCCUACAACACGCUGGCCAAGAUGCGCGAGCUGGAGCGCCUGGACCUGUCCAACAACAACCUGACCACGCUGCCCCGUGGCCUGUUCGAUGACCUGGAGAACCUGGCCCAGCUGCUGCUCAGAAACAACCCCUGGUUCUGCGGCUGUAACCUUCUGUGGUUGCGCGACUGGGUGAAGGCGCGGGCGGCCGUGGUCAACGUACGUGGCCUCAUGUGCCAGGGCCCCGAGAAGGUCCGGGGCAUGGCCAUCAAGGACAUUACCAGCGAGAUGGACGAGUGCUUCGAAGCAGGGGUGCAGGGUGGCAUGGCCAAUGCCGCUGCCAAGACCACAGCCAGUGAUCAUGCCUCCGCCACCACGCCCCAGGGCUCGCUCUUCACCCUCAAGGCCAAGAGGCCGGGACUGCGCCUACCUGACUCCAACCUCGACUACCCCAUGGCCACGGGUGAUGGCACCAAAACACUGGUCAUCCACGUGAAGCCCCUGACAGCGGACUCCAUCCGCAUCACGUGGAAGGCCAUGCUCCCUGCCUCCUCCUUCCGGCUCAGCUGGCUGCGUCUGGGCCACAGCCCGGCCGUGGGCUCCAUCACGGAGACUCUCGUACAGGGGGACAAGACAGAGUACCUGCUGACAGCCCUCGAGCCCAAGUCCACCUAUAUCAUCUGCUUGGUCACCAUGGAGACCGGCAACACCUACGUAGCGGAUGAGACGCCCGUGUGUGCCAAGGCAGAGACGGCCGACAGCCACAGCCCCACCACCACGCUCAACCAGGAGCAGAGCGCCGACCCCAUGGCAGGCCUGCCCCUGGCGGGCAUCAUCAGUGGCGCUGUGGCCCUUGUCUUCCUCUUCCUGGUCCUGGGAGCCAUCUGCUGGUAUGUGCACCGAGCCAGCGACCUGCUGACCCGGGAGCGAGCCUACAACCGGGGCAACCGGAAAAAGGACGACUAUAUGGAGUCGGGGACCAAGAAGGAUAACUCCAUCCUGGAAAUUCGCGGCCCCGGGCUACAAAUGCUGCCCGUCAACCCUUACCGCGCCAAAGAGGAGUACGUGGUCCACACCAUCUUCCCCUCCAAUGGCAGCAGCCUUUGCAAGGGCACACACACCAUCGGCUACGGCACCACGCGGGGCUACCGGGACGGCGGCAUCCCUGACAUAGAUUACUCCUACACAUGAUGUCAGCGCCCAGCUCCUUCCUCCUCCUGGCAUGGCGGCCACGUGGCUUUGCCCAGCCUGCUGCCAUCUGACAGAGCAAGGAAAAGAAAUUCCACUAUGACUCUCCCAGCAGAAAGCAGUUUCGGGAGGGUUGACAAUUUUGUAGAACACAACAGUGGGGGAAAAAAAUUUUUUUUUAAAGAAUAGAAGGCAGGAGGGGGAUUUGACGUUACUGAAGACAUAAUUUAUACCAAAUGAUGCCAGGUGGGGAGGGAAAGACUAAAAAUAAUACUGCAGGAAGGGUUAGGUUGGAUUUUUUCUUCCCUGAACUGGAAAGAUACUACCUGUGCAACGCCUGUGUACGCCUUGUGCUCUGUGCAGGGCCAUCACAAAGGAACCGUUACAGAAGCAGCCGACGACACGUAGCCCCCACACAGCUCUCGCUGCUGGCUGCUCACUGGAGACGACAUGAUGGAAGGUUUUCAGGCUCCUCACAAAGGAGAAGGGAAGAAAAUAUCUUUUGCUAUGGAGAUAUUGUCCUGAAAUCUCUUCCUGGGUUCUUUCCAUGCCAUUUCCCUUACAGAUUUGCAGAAAUAGUGCGUCUUUCACUGCAUUCUUUGAAGAACGAUGUAGUCAAUUAAAAAACAAACUUUCUUUUUCCCACACUAAAGCCUUCCUCAGUUCCAUGCACCAUACUCUGUAAAAGUCCCAUGGAAGCUGUGGCUUUCCCAGCCACUUGGAGGUGCAUCUAUCUACCUGUCUACCUUUAUGUCGUGUCUCUAAAUACAGAUGGGUAGAUAGAGCCACAUAUAUGGUCCUUACAGUACUUUUGGGGUCAGUUCAUACAAUUUUCCUGAGACAACAGAGUUGCAAACAUGUUGCUUUCUCCUAGAAAUCAUUAAGUAGACAAAGUGUGUUGGGGAUGGAAGGUGGGGGGUAAUGCUGUUCCUAAAGGCGGAGGCAUGUCUGUCUUGGCUGGGUGGCUGGGGAAACCCUGGGCAAGGAGUGCUUUUGGUUUGAUCCUGUCUCAGGUUGGCCAGAGCUGGGCUGUGCUCCUUUCUGAUAUAGAGAAAAGCUUUCUUUGACUGCCAGAGUCCUCCUCUCUCUCCUCCCACACCCCCACAGAUCACCUCAACAGCUACAUUCUGAGCAUUUACUGUGUGCUACAUGCUUCCUCCAGAGAUAGAUAAUUGGUGCAGGGACUUUUUUUUUUUAAUAUCAGCUGAUUAGACCUAAUGGUUUCCAUGGUUGUUCAAACAAAGCCCAGAAAAAGACAUGAAAAUUCUCAGAAAAGCCCUGGGAGACAACACGGCUUCCCCGCUAGAAUGCCGAGCACUCAGCCAUGCCCACCGCUGGGACUCUGCUCUGGAGAGGGAAGACCACAUCUCUCUAAAAGUGCCAGCCUCCCAAAAGGUACUGACCGGAGCCCUCAGAAGAGUUAAGAUUUUUUUUUCCCUCCCUCUGGAAUCAAUGCCACCGUCAUUUAUCAACUGACAGUGCUGUUUGGCGAGCCAUGAGAUUAAAACAAUGAUGAAAUAAUGACAGCAAAUCUGGAAAGAAGAGAGGAGUGGUGCCUGGGGUUCUGAUAUCUUCUACAUCCCAGCACUCAGGGAACUUGGGUCACUGUCUAUCAAGAUGCCUGUUGUCCUGCACCCGGGAAGGGUGAUGUCAAAGGAGAGACGCUGGUCUGAGGGCAGGGAGGAUGAGAACGGGUCCAGAUCCUGGCCAUGGCACUUUCAAAAGGCCUCAGCUGCUUUGACAAAAGCCAAAGGCAGGAAAAGGAAGCUGAACAACAGUCACAGGGCUGCCAUGACAGGCCCAGGGGCCAGCCACUCACAGGACAUGAAAAGAUGCUGCUGGCCCCUCCAUGAAGACGGCGGGGUUGAAAGAAGUGGACACAACAGCCGCGCAAGCGAGGCAGAGAAGAGGCGCGGCUCCCAUCGCCAGGCCGGAGGGAUGGUGUCACCAAGCAGGGGAUCCCCCCAGGGAGAGGCCCAGGGUCACGGGCACAAUUCAUUCUCGGCUCAAGCCUUUUUCCUUUUCCUGCCUCUGAAUUUUCUCAUACAGUGAGGUCAGGAGAGAAAUUUUUCCAAGCCUUAAUUUCACAUCCAUGUAAAGUUGCCCUUCCUUUGGCCUGCAGAGCUCCUAGACAAAGGCCCGUUCUGGUGGCUCAGGGAGGAGCAGAGGGGCCCCAAGGCUAGUGUCCAGGAGGAGAGGGUGCACAAGGGUGUGGGGCACUGGCCAGGGGUCAGAAGUCUAAGGUCUCUGCUGUUUCUGAAACAUGAUCUCCUUCCUAAAGACAUCACUCCUGCUUUUGGCCAGUGUCCCAGAAAAAUCUGUCCUGGCCUCCCCACUGCCAGGCUCCAACCCCCGUUGCCGACAUGCCUGGUCCCCUGCUGUCACUCUAGGUCCUCCUUUCUCCUUUCUGUGAGCCUGGCAAGAGGUCAGAUCAUCCUCUUAGAGGCUAGGGAGGCAUUAGGGGAACAGCAGGUGGCCAUACACAGGGAGCACUGUAGCGGAGGCCUUGCAGCUCUGAGAUCCUGCCUAUGCCAGCAGCACCCUCCGGGCUGGGCCUGGGUGAUGAACUUUCCUCCCCUGUAGCACAAAGCAGGCCCAGGCCCUUCUGGGCCUGAGGACACAUCCGUCUCCUGCUCUCGGCUCUUGCACUAAUGGGGCUUGGACCCAUCUCACACCGGGCUGUCCCUGUCUGCCUGGCCGCAGGCAUCCUCCUGCCAGUGUAAGUUCCAAAGACAGUGGAGACUCAGCUCAGCCAGGGCCCAGGGGCACCCCCUCAUCUUUCCUGGCCUCAGCAUCCCGACAUCUUCCUAGUGUCCUUUCUGAAAGAAAGCCUCCAAAUGUCUGCUGCCCCUGUUCCCCCAAGCCUGGGUUGGGGCCUGAAGCCAGGUCCACUCUGAAACCCCAUCCCUUCCUGGUCCAGCUCCUCCGAACCAGCCGUGUAAUGUAGUGAGAGAGGAUGCGCCAGGGUGUCCAGCCUCCACCUCCUGGAAGCACGGGAGGACACAGGGCCUAGGCCCCACUUCUGUCUAGAAUCUCCCUUCUGGGGGUGGCCAGCCUGACCCUUGCAGCCUCUGACUAGCCAGAGCAACCUCACUGACCUCAGUGUUGAUGAGUGUAUUUUGUGGCAUUUAAGGCAGGUUUAAAGUUUUAAAAAAAAGUCCAUGACACUUCUUUGGUUAAGUGGUUUACCCUUCGUGGUAAUUAGAUGUAGUGAUUGGAAUCUCUUUUCUAUUACAUGGCAAUUUUCCUUUAAAUUUCCCCUUUAAAAAAAAAAAGGAAAGAGAAGGCAAGGAAGGCAAGAGAAGGCAGCAGGGCCAGGCAAGUCAUUUGCAUUUUGCGAAUGAGGCCUCUUGUAAGCUCAGCUCAGGCGUGGGGCCCCACGUAUGGAAUGCUUAAGAGAUUACUAAGAAUAAAAUCUAUUAAUUAGUCAUACUCAA